UCUUUGCAUAAACAUUUCAAAUUUCUAUCGAGUGCGUUUUGUUUGCUUUUUCAAGUAACCAAUUCUGUAUCAGUAUUCGAAUUUUAUAUAUUAUUGCAUUCUCAUUUAAAAUCCAAGUAAAAAGUUAAUCUUAAAUCUAUAUCAAAAUUCAAAAAACGAUCAACGAAUUACUGUUGUAAAAUUCAAAAAUGAUCCGAGGUAUAUUUCAGUCAUCGCUGUACAGGCGAAGUUCAAAUGUUUUUAAUAACAUUCGGCUCUACUCAAGCAACAUUUCGGAUAAACCACCAAAACAAAAUCAUGCUGAUGUACCUAUUAUCGAUUUUGAAGACCACCCCGACCAUUUACCUAUUCCUGAGUAUCCAGUUAAAUUAAAUGAACCACUAGAACAACAAAAGCAGAGACUUCUUUAUCAAUCCCGUAAACGAGGUAUGCUGGAAAAUGACUUACUUCUGAGUACCUUUGCUUCCAAGUAUCUCAAGAAUAUGACAAAGGAACAAACUAAAUUGUAUGACAAUCUCAUAAAUGGAGUAUCAAAUGAUUGGGAUAUCUACUACUGGGCAACAAAUACUAAACCCACUCCAGCCGAAUAUGACAAUGAAAUCAUGGAAAAGCUUAAGAUUCAUGUUAUGAAUGAGCAUAAGGAGAAAAGGUUGCGUCAACCUAAUUUAUAAACUAUUUAACUUAAUAUGUACCUUUAUUAAACAAAAAAUAAAAUCUCCAACAUAAUCA
Messenger RNA from Eupeodes corollae, 729 nucleotides. RefSeq names its product succinate dehydrogenase assembly factor 2-B, mitochondrial. Lineage: Eukaryota; Metazoa; Arthropoda; Insecta; Diptera; Syrphidae. The record is from RefSeq and is a predicted model, not a curated record. Gene Ontology annotation, biological process: mitochondrial respiratory chain complex II assembly; mitochondrial electron transport, succinate to ubiquinone; tricarboxylic acid cycle. The coding region runs from base 189 to 671 and encodes 160 amino acids. The transcript has 3 exons. Gene Ontology annotation, cellular component: mitochondrion.